AUGAUUGGUAUGAGGGCUGGUGAGAAUGUAGCCAGCCCAGUGUUGAGGUCGCACGCGUCUUUGGGAUUAGCCGGCGUGUUGACAGACCCCGUACGUGGCCGGGUGCGUCCCGACGCCCAGGGUGAGGUCGCACGCGUCUUUGGGUUAGCCGGCGUGUUGACAGACCCCGUACGUGGCCGGGAGCCAGGAUUGAUAGGAAAGAGCUACGUGUGGCUUGAUCCCUUAGUAGGGUACGUAGGCAGCCUGGGAUAG
Messenger RNA from Prunus armeniaca (apricot), 252 nucleotides. The record is from the annotation of a GenBank genome assembly. NCBI's taxonomy places the organism in Eukaryota, Viridiplantae, Streptophyta, Magnoliopsida, Rosales, Rosaceae.